Rhizophagus irregularis DAOM 181602=DAOM 197198 is the source of this 1220-nucleotide messenger RNA. RefSeq lists its product as uncharacterized. Lineage: Eukaryota; Fungi; Glomeromycota; Glomeromycetes; Glomerales; Glomeraceae. Gene Ontology annotation, molecular function: DNA-binding transcription factor activity, RNA polymerase II-specific; zinc ion binding. The record is from RefSeq and is a predicted model, not a curated record. Gene Ontology annotation, biological process: regulation of DNA-templated transcription.
UUCUCGAUAAAUUCUCGAACUUGACGUUUAAAACAAUUUAAUAAUAUAUAUUACUUGAUCUAUUUAUUCGAUAUAUUUAUAUAAACAUCAACAUAUAUUUUUACGUAACUUCGUAUUCACAAACACAAAAAAUGGCAUCAACUACUCAACCCGAAUUAUCUAUUCAAACUCCCGCCGCAAACCAACCUGUUAGAAGACAACCAAGAGGUUCUAUUAAUCGUCGGGCAUGCCAGAAAUGCAGACAUUUAAAGAUUAAAUGUGAUGGAGACGCAGAGCGUAACAUUUCUUGUUCUAAUUGUGAUUAUGGAACUUGCAUGUAUGAUAAAAGUCCAAGAAAGAAUCGACAAGUUGAAAAACUUAAUUCAAAAGUAGAAAGUUUGGAAAAGACUUUAAUGGAAACUCAAGAUAAUUUGAAGAUUAUUAACGAAAAUUGUGUCAAAAAAGCCGAAGAAAAUGAAAUUCUCAAAUUAGAAAAACAAGUUUUGAAUUUACUUAUUGAUUGUCAUAAUCACUUCGUAAAUCAUCCCGUAAUUUUUACUCAACUUCGACAAGUUAUUAAUGAAAGUAGAUGUUGGUACAUUUUAUUACAAUUAAUUCAAGCAUUUCUCUUAAGAUUAUCACAAAAUGAUGUUAAUAGCACGAAUAGCAUUAUUGCAACAUUAAAAACCAUAGCAGAAUCUUGUAUUAAUUAUUGUAACCCAGACGAUGCAUUUAAUCCAAAUGCUUCAAUUCCACAAAAUAUCAUCGAAGAGAUGGAUAUUUCAAAUAAUCAUUUAUUUAACACGACAAUCAACACUCCAUCUGUAACAACUGGGUUAGAAAAUUUGGCUUUACAUUCUCCCGGAUCUGAUGCCGGUUCCGAAAUGAGCAAUUUAAAUAUUCCUGAUUUUAAACUUGACAUAACUACGUCCCCUCUCUUAGCACCAACUCAAACAAAUAUCGAUAUCAAUUCCCCACAUUUGACUCCCCCAAUGGAAGAAGUUGCCUAUUUUAGCGGAAGUGAUUAUGGCAGCUCUCCCGUACAAACUUCUAGCGAUUUUCCUUAUACGCAGCAAUAUUUAGAUGAAAGAUUUUUCUAUUAUGAUGUGGAUUCUUCAUACGGUUCAAAUUCAUCAAACAAUGGUCAAUAACUCAAUAACUUAUUAAUACCACCGGUUGGUAAUUAAUAAUAAUUAAUAAUAAUAAUAAUGGUAGUAGAAAAAAAAAAAAAAAAAAAAAAA